This is a messenger RNA of Peromyscus maniculatus bairdii (prairie deer mouse), 2644 nucleotides long. The record is from RefSeq and is a predicted model, not a curated record. Lineage: Eukaryota; Metazoa; Chordata; Mammalia; Rodentia; Cricetidae.
CUCUCUCUCUCUCUCUCUCUCUCUCUCUCUCUCCCUUUCUCCUCCUCUCUCCUCUCUCUCCUCUCUCACCUCUCUCUCCUCUCCUCCCUUUCUCCGCCCCCUUCCCCAGCCUCUCUCUCCUGGCACGCGCGUUUUCCCGGACCCCGCGCAAGCGCGUGCCUCAGCCCUAUUGCGAAAGGGCGGGGUAGACAACCUGCCACCGGGAAAUACCCCCAAGUAACCCAAGGCUGACAAGGACUGGGGCUGCAGACUAGCAAAAAGAGAAGUGUGUGUGUGUGUUGGGGGGGGGGGACCAGAUGGAGUCUAACAUUUUCAAGGGGAGGGAAGAGCUUCGAAAAAGGACGCCUAGAGAUGGAAAGAAGGGCAAAUAGAAAGAGGUUUUCUGAAGGUAGAUAACGUCCCCGGCUCAGUGCUGGACACCUUCAUAGCUGUGAAUUCGGCAUCUUCAUCCCACUCCACUUUGCACAUGGAAAGCCCAAGGCUCAGAGAGGAAAACAAAUCUCAUUCAAGAUGGUAUAACCAUUCUUGUUCCCACUGGCAGGGGUGAGAUAGAAAGCAGGCAAGGUGGAAUGGAAAAGUUAACCCGCAGACCCUAAUCUCCACCCUCCUUCUUGGCCUUUCUCCCCACCCCUUCCUUCCUGCCCGACUAGUUAUUUAACUUUGCCCCCUGUGGCUGUACCUGAAACACCCUUGUAGCCAGAGAUGGGGACCGAGCCCACAGAGCAGGUGGGAGUUGGGGCAGGGACGGGGAGAGGGUUGCAGAGAGGGUGGGGAAGCGGGGAGGGAUGGGUUUCCCCACCUAACACCAGGCCCCUGUCAUCCUAUGGCUUAUGCAGGAGCCUAUAAAACUUCCUUAAGACCCUCUGGGUAUGCGUGUCUCCAGUGUCCCCGCCAUGGACCUGGCGGUAGGGUGGGAAGGACAGAAGAGAAAGGAGACAGCCAGCCUUCAGCCUAAGCUCGAAGUGUGGAGUCCAAGGCUGAAGCAAAGCCUGCACCUGACCUUCCUUCCAGAAGAGGGCACUGCAAAGGGAACAGAAGCAGCCAAGAUUUAUUAAUAAUACAAAUGCUUGGUCUAAGGCGAGCUAGAUGUUUCCACUGUCUAUUAUCGUCCAUCUUUUCUACAGUCCUCCCUGCAGGCCUUGCCAGGUGGCCUCGGUAGGAUUCUAGAAUGAAUGGGCAUAUAACACAUUAAGUAACUGAGGUCCAGAAAGAGCAAGUGGCGGCUCAAGGUCACCCAGGAAUCUGGAAGCAGAACCUGUGCAAGGGAAGCAACUGCCUGCUCAGGGUACCCUAGGAAGAAUUUUUUUUUGGGGGGUGUCUAUCUCCUGGUGUUCGGGCUUCGAGUGAGGAACUCCUGCCUGAACGGGAGUGGUGUAGGAAUGUCUUCCAUGGUCCCUCCUCUCGUUUUGAUGUCACAGGUCUCCUGGGAACCCUACUCCGGGUACGAUGAAGAGGCUUACUCGGCUGGGCCGUUGCCGGAACUCUGUUACAAGGCGGAUGUCCAGGCUUUUAGUCGGGCCUUCCAACCCAGUGUCUCCCUGAUGGUGGCUGUGCUGGGUCUGGCGGGCAAUGGCCUAGUCUUGGCCACCCAUCUGGCAGCCCGACGAACUACCCGAUCUCCCACCUCCAUCCACCUGCUCCAGUUGGCUCUGGCUGACCUCCUAUUGGCCCUGACCUUGCCCUUUGCAGCAGCAGGGGCUCUUCAGGGCUGGAAUCUAGGAGGUGCCACCUGCCGAGCCAUCUCAGGUCUCUACUCGGCUUCCUUCCACGCAGGCUUCCUCUUCCUAGCCUGUAUCAGCGCCGACCGCUAUGUGGCCAUCGCUCGAGCUCUCCCAGCCGGGCAGCGACCCUCCGCACCUGGCCGUGCGCACUUGGUCUCUGUCUUCGUGUGGCUGUUGUCGCUGCUCCUGGCCCUACCUGCGCUCCUUUUCAGCCGGGACGGGCCGCGGGAAGGCCAACGGCGCUGUCGCCUCAUCUUCCCCGAAGGCCUCACGCAGACUGUGAAGGGGGCAAGUGCUGUGGCGCAGGUGGUCCUGGGCUUCGCGCUGCCUCUGGGCGUCAUGGCAGCCUGUUAUGCGCUCCUGGGCCGCACGCUUCUGGCCGCCAGGGGGCCAGAGCGGCGGCGCGCACUGCGCGUUGUGGUGGCCUUGGUGGCCGCCUUUGUGGUGUUGCAACUGCCCUACAGCCUCGCCCUGCUGCUGGAUACAGCCGAUCUACUGGCAGCCCGCGAGCGGAGCUGCACCUCCAGCAAGCGCAAGGAUCUAGCUCUGCUGGUCACCGGCGGCUUGGCGCUGGUCCGCUGCAGCCUCAAUCCGGUGCUUUACGCUUUUUUGGGCCUGCGCUUCCGCCAGGACCUGCGGAGGCUGCUACAGGGUGGGGGAUGCAGCCCAAAGCCCAACCCUCGAGGCCGCUGCCCCCGCCGACUCCGCCUUUCUUCCUGCUCCGCUCCCACUGAGACCCACAGUCUCUCUUGGGACAACUAGGGCUGCGAUUCCAAAGUAGGGGGAGGGCGAAGGAAACGAUCCCAGGGAGGGUAGUGAGAAAGGGGAGUAAGUUGGGGGGGGGGGACGUUGAGAAAGACUUCAGGACCUAAAGAGAUUGCCUCUGAGCUUAAUUAAAUUGAUACAAUGCAAAUGAACUGCAA